CGCAGCGCGGGAGGCUUGAAUCGCUGGAGGCCGACGCCAAGCCCAAGGCCCGCGCUUCUCCCGGCCGGGGGGUCGCUGGUCAGGAGGGGCGAGGCCGCGCCCGGGCUGCCCGCUCCAGCCCCGCUCCAUGGAGGCCCGCGGGGAGGAGCUCCGCGCCCUGGAGGCCGAGGUCGCAGCCUUGCGGCAGGCGUGCGCGCGGGCGCGCUGGGGAGACGCCCCCGGAGCCGGACAUCAGCUACGAUCUGAAGGAUGGAACUCUUCUGAGGAUCUGAAAAGGCAUAUUGGACAGUUAGAAUCAGAACUUGCAUUUCUAAGUAAACUUACUGGCAUCAACAUAACGAAAUGUUCGAAGAAUACAGAAGAGAUAAUAAGCGCUGAGAUGAAAGAAGCUGGUAUAAAGAAAAUUCUACAAAAACACAGAUUAUCAGGACAUUGCCACAUGAUUACAUUUGAACUUGAAUUUCAGGUUCUGGAAAUACAGAAUAAAGAGAAUUCGUCUUCCGUUAUUACUGAUCUCAAUAUAAUAGAACCCACCAACUAUCCAGAAUUAAGUGAAUUUGUUUCUAGAGUAAAAGAAAGGAAAGAUCUUGUCUUAUUUUUCCAGACCCUACACUUUUUUGCGGAAUGCUUUGAACACCGUAUGCGCACAUUUAAACAUUUCAAGGAAAAGUACCCAGGAACUGUGCGUCUCUACGAGGGGCCCGCGGGCAGCAGCAUGGGCAUCCAGAGCGGCAGGCCGCCCAGGUUUGAAUUCCUCAUUGUCUGGAUGAUACAAGUAGAUGAGCGGGGAAAAGUGUGGCCCCAGCUGGACCUUCUCCCGCAAGCACCGGUGCAAGCCCUGAAGCUGGACAAGAACAGGACCUUGGAAGCAGCGCCACUCAGCUUCCGCAGCAUGCUAGAGGUGCUGGGCGUCGAGGGGACGCUGGAAGGCCUGAUCACAGCCCUCAGCCCCCCGGCGAGCGCGUAGGAGCCACACACGCCCUUCCCGAGGAGCCACAGGAGCCGCUUCCCACUCAGAACCCAUUUUCUGCACUGCUCGGCCUCCACACAGCAGUGAUGGUGCCUUACAUAUACCUGUUGUGACGUGUACAAUAAAGCUCAUUACAAACGCCAGGCAAGUGUAAGUGUAGUGGAUGCUGUCGAAUUAGCCAGGACGUUGGGAAAAGAGCAGGGGAAUGGCCGGCCCCACACACGUCUGAGUCGUCAUCCACUUGGUGCUCCUGGAGGCAAAACAUUUCUGGAACAUUCCUCAGAUGGCCAAGAGAGAU
Sorex araneus (European shrew) is the source of this 1268-nucleotide messenger RNA. It is a transcript of the gene CENPP, whose product is annotated as centromere protein P. Lineage: Eukaryota; Metazoa; Chordata; Mammalia; Eulipotyphla; Soricidae. The coding region runs from base 128 to 967 and encodes 279 amino acids. Gene Ontology annotation, cellular component: nucleus; chromosome, centromeric region. The record is from RefSeq and is a predicted model, not a curated record. Gene Ontology annotation, biological process: CENP-A containing chromatin assembly. The transcript is spliced from 8 exons.